This is a messenger RNA of Rhodotorula graminis WP1, 2719 nucleotides long. RefSeq lists its product as uncharacterized. Gene Ontology annotation, cellular component: histone deacetylase complex. Gene Ontology annotation, biological process: chromatin organization. NCBI's taxonomy places the organism in Eukaryota, Fungi, Basidiomycota, Microbotryomycetes, Sporidiobolales, Sporidiobolaceae. Gene Ontology annotation, molecular function: histone deacetylase activity. The coding region runs from base 1 to 2670 and encodes 889 amino acids. The transcript has 17 exons. The record is from RefSeq and is a predicted model, not a curated record.
AUGGACGGCCUCUCGCAGCCCCUGGUGUACACGCAGGCGCAGUCGGCCGAGCCCGCGCAGCCCUCCCAGCCCGCGCCGGCUCCUCAACCCGCACCGCCUUCCUCCGCCGAGUUGUCUCUCGUCGCGGCGGCUCCAGUCGAGCCGGUGCACGUCACCGCCGCUGUCGUGCCUGUUCCGCCCUCGGUGCCGCCGCCACCCGUCGUCAGCUCAUCGUCGGCACCUCAGCAACCCGGCCAGUCGCUCCUCCACCCCUUCCCCGAGCAAGACCCGUCCGCCCUCCCCCUCACCGGCUUCGCGAGCGUGCCUGCACGCGCCGCCGUCCUCCCCAACGCCCAGCCCUACACGCGCCCAACCCCAUACGAGCCGCCCGCCGUCGAGCUCGGCGCCGGCCUGAGCCGCGACCCGCCAACACGACGCUUCAUCAGCGACGCCGAGAUCAAGGCGAGCCAGACCAACGGCAUGAACGACCUCGUGCGCACGCCGGGCGUCGUGCACGACGACGAGGUGCAGAGCCUGAGCGUCGAGCAGCUCAAGAAGAUGGGCCUCGGGAGGGUUCCUUCAGGGUUCUGCUUCUCGGCGCGCAUGACGCUGCACGCGCCACUGCCGAGGACCGUCAACGAGAACGAUCCGCAUCCCGAACAGCCGGCGCGCAUCACGGGCAUCUACAACAAGCUCCUGAACGGCGGUCUCGUCGCGAGGAUGGUGCGCGUGCCUGUGCGCGAGGUCCUGCGCGAGGAGGUCAUGCUCGUGCACUCGGAGGGUCACUGGGAUCGUGUCCGAGCAACUGGCUUCCAGACGAUCGACUACCUCGAGACGUGCAAGGAGUUCUUCGAGCGUCUCUCGCUCUACGUCAACCCGGACUCGGCGUUCUGCGCUCGCCUGUCGUGCGGCGGCGUGAUCGAGAUGGCGAGGGCGGUCGCCGAGGGCCAGAUCCGGAACGGGUUCGCCAUCGUGCGCCCGCCAGGCCACCACGCCGAGCCCGAGGAGGCCAUGGGCUUCUGCUUCUUCAACAACGUCGCCAUUACGGCGAGGUGGCUGCGCACGGUGUACGGCUCGGGCACGCAGAAGGACGUCAACGGGCGCGAUAUCAAGAUGAACCGCGUCCUCAUCCUCGACUGGGACGUCCACCACGGCAACGGCACGCAGAGGGCGUUCGAGGACGACGCCGACAUCCUGUUCAUCUCGCUGCACCGGCACGGCAACGGCUUCUACCCCGGUGGCGACUACGGCGCGCUCGAGUCAACGGGCUCGGGCGCUGGACGCGGCUUCUCGGUCAACAUCCCGUUCCUGAACGAGGGCAUGAGCGACGCCGACUACCUGUACGCCUUCCAGCGCAUCGUCAUGCCGAUCGCCUUCGAGUUCGCGCCCGACUUUGUCCUCGUCUCGGCCGGCUUCGACGCCGCCAAAGGCGACGAGCUCGGCAAGAUGCUCGUCUCGCCCGACGGCUACGCCCACAUGACGCACAUGCUGUCGUCGCUCGCCGGCGGCAAGGUGCUCGUCGCGCUCGAGGGCGGGUACAACGUCAACGCGAUCGCCGAGUCGGCGCACGCCUGCGUCCAGACGCUCGUCGGCGACGAGCUCCCCGUCAUGCCGAGCCUGGGCAGUGCCUCGCUCGCGGCGACCAACACGGUGUACGAGGUGCAGAGGAUGCAGGCCAACCACUGGCGAUGCAUGGGCGAGGCGGUCGAGGGACAAGACGAGCUCACGAAGGCGGGCAAGAUCGAGUCGCUGGCCGACAUCUUGAAGGCGCACCGCCUGUACGACCUCUUCCACGAGUACGAGCUCUUCAACGUCGCGUUCAGCUCGGCGUCGCUCGAGGAGGCGUACCACGACCAGCUCCUCAUCUCGGAGAACAUCUACGACGCAGAAGUGCUCCUCGUCUUCAUGCACGACCUCGGCUCGAUGAAGGCGGCGUACACGGCGGCAACGCUCGACACGGACCUCGAGCGGACACAGCUCCUCGACACGAGUCGCGAGGUGCUCGACUGGGCGCUCGUCGACCACGGCUUCGGCGUCAUCGACGUCAACCUGCUCGCCCACCUCGCGACGGUCAAAGGUCAACCUGCCGACGUCAACCGCAACAAGGCGCGGGAGAAGGAACUCGCUCUCUACAUCUGGGACAACUUUGUCUCGCUCUCGAGCGCGCAGCACGUCAUCCUGUUCGGCAGCGGCGCGGGCUGCAGCGCCCUCAUGGAGAUGGUCCGCCACCGAGGUCACGCCCUCAAGGAGCGCGUGCGUGCCUGCAUCUCGGUCCUCGGGCACGAGGAGCCGCCCAUCCUCGACGCCGCGUCGGGCGUCCGCCCGUGGUACAAGAACACCUCGCUCGUCCUUCUCCCGGCGACCCACGUGCUGCAGGAGGACGCUCGUCGGGCCGGCAAGCACCAGAAGAAGUUUGGCAACAUUCAUCGUGCCACCGCCGAGGACGAGUCUCGCCCGACGCACCUUCUGCACGCGAGCAUGCCCAAGAUCAAGGAGUUCAUCGCGUCCAAGAUCCCGCUUGAGGCGCUCCUCGCCGCAGCGCCAUCGGCUUCGAGCAGCGGCAACGGCAGUGGGAGUCGAGGAGGCGGUGCGGCAGAGGACGUCGUCAUGGGUGCGCCGGCCGGCGAGGACUCGAGGUCGAACGGGUUGGUGGUCGAUGGAGCUUCUUCAGCCGUCUCGGCGACCGCCUAGCGCGUUCAGCUCUCGAGUCUGUACUAUGUUGUCACACGCAUUUGCCUCU